Nematocida homosporus is the source of this 642-nucleotide messenger RNA. RefSeq lists its product as uncharacterized. The transcript has a single exon. Bases 1 to 642 code for a protein of 213 amino acids. Lineage: Eukaryota; Fungi; Microsporidia. The record is from RefSeq and is a predicted model, not a curated record.
AUGCGUCUUAUUGAAAGUGCUUGGCUGAGUAUUGGAUUAGAUAAUGAGGUUUUUGCUUGGUUUGGAAGUGGUCUGAAAUGGAUUUGUGAUAAUUUUCCUUAUCUGGUUUUAUUAGGGGCUUUGGGUCAUGGUUUGAUCUUCUAUCGAUCAGGACGGAUUAAGGUCUUGCCGGGGCUGGAUAGUUGGUUUUGGCAGAUUUUUGGCUGCUGUAUGUUGAGUGUCUUACUUAAGUAUGGAUUUGGUGGUGCUCGACCACGUGAUUCGAACUUUGAGAUUCCUAGUGGCUGGCAUAAAUUGCAGGACUUGCCUCCACUCAACGGACACCAUCGAAUUUUGAUUGGGCCCCUGGAACGGUAUGCUUUUUUACAAUCUCAACCUGUUCGUGAAGUGUACAACCUGCCCUUGAGUUUAGCUAGACUGAAAAGUAGGUACGGUCCUUCUUCUGGUACGCCUAGUAGUCAUAGUGUUUUAGCUGGUUAUCUUAUGCAACAACGCUAUCGCUUAUCUAAAGGUCGACCGAUAGUAAUUGGACUAGGACUAAUUUUAGGUGGAUCACGAAUACUUUAUCAGCACCACUAUCCAUACCAAGUAGGUUUAGGCAUGAUUAUUGGCUACAUAAUUGGGACAAUAGAUUGGCUGUAA